Molecule: messenger RNA, 4031 nt
Organism: Scylla paramamosain (green mud crab)
Lineage: Eukaryota; Metazoa; Arthropoda; Malacostraca; Decapoda; Portunidae
Product: RNA-binding protein 45-like
Exons: 11
Coding region: 35-1735 (566 amino acids)
Molecular function (GO): RNA binding
Source: RefSeq, a predicted model, not a curated record
GCCUCCUCAGUCCACCUCAGUCAGUCGGGGGAAGAUGGCGUCUGCGGAUAAGCUCUCGAGACGCUAUGAUUCUCGGGACAAUUUUCACGGUUCAGACGGCGGGAAAUACGGCAAGGAGUCUAAAUACGAUGACCCGCCCCACUCCAGGCUGUUUAUUGUGUGCGGCAAGUCCAUCACGGAGGAGGAUUUCCGGGAGAGUUUCUCCAAGCACGGGACUAUUGAGGAGAUUUGGGUGGUGAAGGACAGGAACACGGAGGAGCCCAAAGGUGUGACGUAUAUAAAGUUCUCCAAAACAUCAGAGGCAGCAACAGCAAUGGAGGAAAUGAAUGGCCGGUGUAUUGGAGGCCACCCAAGACCCCUCAAGGUUCUCAUUGCACACAGCCGUGACCAAGGCUCUCGGCGAGACAUGAAUGAGGAGGAGCGACUGCUGCGGCUAUUUGUGGUGGUGCCCAAGUCCCUCACAGAGGCAGACCUGCGGGAACACUUUUCUCAGUUUGGUGAUAUUGACUAUGUCUCCAUUGUGCGUGACCGCAACACACGCGACAGCAAGGGUUUUGCCUAUGUUAAAUAUCACAGAAUGUCUCACGCGGCCAAGGCUUUUGAGGGCUGUGAACGCACAUUUAAGCCAGUGUUUGCAGAUCCCAAACCUCAGAAGAGCGAUGGUAUAAAGUUUGACGGGGGUGGCCGGGAUAUUCGAGGGGAGCUGAGGGGAAGUGAGGCGGGCUAUGGGAGCUACUCUUCAGGGCCCAUCACUCCUCACAUCAACAACCACCAUUCUCCUUUCGACGCUAUCUCAUUCAUGGACACAAGUGGGCUAAACCCCGAGGGUGUGACGCGGCUGACUGUUAUUGCCUCGCCCACCCUCAACCAGGACCAGCUCUGGAAGUUGUUUGACCUUAUCCCCGGUCUUGAUUACUGCGACCUGAGGAAAGACCACAAGUCUGGUCAGGCUCGAGGCGUUGCUACUGUGGUGUAUAACAAUAUCCAGUCUGCAACCUAUGCCAAGGAAAAGCUGCAUGGCUUUGAGUAUCCCCCCGGCCAAAGACUCAUCGUCAAGUUUGACUCCAGACACGACAUGCCCCCAGGUCCACCCCCCAUGAUGACAGGAGCCCCAGGAGGUCCCCCUUAUGCUGGGUUGCCCCGGGGUGUGUCAGGUGCCUUGGUUCCUCACAAUGGCACAAUGGGUAGCAGUCCUCCCAGUGCCCUUGCCACUGCUCCGCCAGCCCUAAGUGGUGGCCAGCCCAAUAGUAACAUACAACAGAAUUUGGCACAGCUGGCUGAAACCAUUGCCCAAGCCACCUCCCUCAUUCAGGCUGCAGGGCUCAGUCAAGGCCAGAGUACUGUCAACAACAUUGGUGGCAGCCCAGGUCAGAUAACCGGGGGUGAGACAUAUGAUCCUUCCUACUGCUCUGUCAAGUUACCACCACCACAGCCCCUUGCACCUGUGGACUCAGCAGUUGCUGAGAGGUUGUUCAUCGUGUGCCAUCCUUCACCACCUCCAAUAUAUGCACUGAAAGACGUUUUUGGUCGGUUUGGAAACCUGAUUGACAUCUAUAUGUUGAAUGGCAAGACCUUUGGUUAUGCUAAAUAUUCCUCCAAAGAAUCGGCAGACAAGGCCAUAGUGGUGUUGCAUGGGCAGGAGGUGCUCGGGUCCAGGCUGAAGGUGAUGGAGGCUGACCCCCAUGACAAGGCUGACUCAGGCCGAAAAAGACUUCGCAUCGACGACCAGAGUUGAGUCGGCUUUAGGCAGAGCAGCAGCGUGUUGACAUCGUGACUUCGCGGACCUUACCACGGACAGUUACGGACAGCCAACACAGCGACCUAAAACUACCCUAACCACUCCAUGGUCCAAUGAACCAAUCCCCCGUUACCUUAGACAACCACCAACAACAACUGUUAUGUUCCCAGAGACUCCCAACACUCGCGUACCAAACUAGCAAAGACGUACCUUCCUGAGGCAGCGCUGAACUUGUGACUACACACUGGCGACUGUAGCACACACGAGUGGUGAUGUGUAGGGAAUUACUUAUGCAUGACAAUAUUUUUUUUACCCUUUUCAUAAUUUUCCUUUUAAAAGUAGCUAAGAUAGUUACCAAACUGAGCAAAAUUUGUUUUAUAAUGGUAAGCCUUUUUGUGUGACUUAUAAAUAAAUGCUGUAUAGUAAUUUAAUGGUAGUGUAACCAUUUAAUAAAGAAUAAUGUUCAAAUUUCAGAUUGUGAGUGUAAUGUGUCAUAGCACUUUGGUAAUAUGUGUAUAGGAAGGCACAUUUUAUAUUUUGGAUAUUUGACAUGGUAUACACCCUUCAGUAUUAGUGUUUGAAGUAAUGUCCGUGCAUCUGUUGGUUUUCUAUAUUUGUUAAUUUUGCAGCUGUUACAGAGGCCACUAUUCUGAAUAGUUCUUGGAUCACAAGCUGUUGACAAGUAAAACUUUGUGCACUGCUUCCUACAACAGAAAGACCUCUGAAUGAUGCGACUGGGAUAAAAAAAAAAAAUUCUGCCUAUAACAUUUAGGCUUUCGUUUGUUCCACAGUAGGAUUUGCUGUUAGUAGCAGUUUCCAGUGGCCAUAUAGCAUAAUAUAAAACCUCAGUCUUCUAUGAACUGAGCCUGCUAUCCUUCCACUAACAGAUAGGAGAAUGGACACCUCAGUACAUCAUAGUCACUAUCCAGAUCUGCAUCACCCAAGAACAAUUCAGGUGUGAUUUUCCUGUUGAGCCUCACAUUCCAAUCCUAUCUGUUAAUAAUAGUUUCAAGUAGGAGACUUUAGAUGUUGAUGCUUCACGUGGCAGAAUGAUUACAGAGUAUGUAAAUAACAUUGGACUUGACUGAAUUAAUUUAUUUGAAAUACUUUAGUUUCAAGACAUUGGGUGCAUAGUAUGGGUGGAAUAUUUUGUUAAUUUGAAAAGUUUAAUUUGUUGAACGCUAUUGAGGUAACUUUUAAUUUCAUGAACAUGAUAAAAGAAAAAAACUGCCAUCAAACAGCAUCUGAUGGCAUAAUUCUGCAUGAUGCAAGAAAUUAAUAGUAAAUUUUUGGUUUGUUAUAUCAAUUAUUAAUGUUGGUUUCAUCAACAAUUCAUUUUUUGGCAGUAAUUUGACAAUGAUUAAAGAUUUAUAAUGUAUAAAUAGGUUAAGCAGCUCUCAGUAGUUGGAGAAAAGACUUUGUAAGACUUAGCAGACAGACUUCAGAACAGACAUCUGACAGCAGGCAAAUAGAACCCAAACAGAUACAGAACUUGAUGGGGUACAGAUGUGUGUGCCAGAUAAGUAUGGUAAACAUGUGUGAAGCUUCAUCAAGUGGGUCUGUUUUAUUUCAAAUUGAGAUGACCUGCCACCUCAUGUCAAGAGCCUGGUAGUGGUAGGUGUUCAUUGCAUUAUCAGCCAUUUAGAUUUCAGUGGUAAGGGUUCUGGCUUCCUGACCUAAUGGUAGACCCAACAGUAUGACUAGAGCAGUGUGCCUGAUGCCGACUGUGAUGGGACAAGAGGCAGUAUUAGUCUUUUGUUUCCAGCACAGCUGGUGUGACAGAAGUUGGCUCAGGCUGGAUCACCUGUACCUGUUUGGGAACUAAGUCAUUGUUUGAAUGUUCCAAUAAUAGGGCUGUAAGUCCUUGGAAAAUUAUUUAUGUAUAUAUUUAUUCACUUGGUGAGAAAGCCAGUAUUUAUUCUUGGCCACCAAAGGUGCACAAAUACAUAAAGUUAGUACAAUUGCAUUUCCAUGAAGCUGCAGAAUGUCCUUGUGUUCACUUGUCUUUGAGAAGAAUAUGUGAGAAAUUUUAUUUGCUCCAAGCUUGGUUGUGUGUUUGAUGCUGAUGUACAUAGUUGUUUUUACAGUGUCUUUGUUUUAAUACUUGAGUAUUGGCCAGCCAACAAAUAUGCAAUUACAAGUGUUAGUUGAUGUGUGUGUGGUAGGCUGAGUCAAACUACCAUUUCAUAUUUUUUUGGACAAUUCCACAUAUUUUCACAUAUACAGUAAGGCUUAUAUUUACAUAACAUGUAAAACAAACAAUAUAAGUAAUAAACAAUAUUACUUUGCCUAA